CCUCGCAGUCGGUGUAAGCGGAGCCGGGAUCGGGACGCCGGGGAAGGAGGAAGGUUUAUUUGUCGAGUGCCACUGCAGAGAUGGUGUCGCUGCUGCCGCGCAUAGAGCAGCUCUCGUCGCGGGUGGUGCGGGUGCUGGGCUGCAACCCGGGGCCCAUGACUCUGCAGGGCACCAACACCUACCUGGUGGGCACCGGCUCUAGAAGAGUCCUUAUUGACACUGGGCAGCCGAAUACUCCCGAAUAUAUUGGCUGUUUGAGACAGGCACUGUCAGAGUUCAACAUCUCAAUUCAAGAAAUUUUAGUGACACACUGGCAUUAUGAUCACGUUGGUGGAAUAUCUGAUAUCUGCGAAAACAUCCCUAAUGACUCAGAAUAUCGCAUCAGUAAGCUUCCUCGUGUCCCUUACCAUGAAGAAAAUAUAAGAGGAGGACAUAAAUAUUUUUAUCUUAAAGAGGGAGAUGUGGUGCAAACAGAAGGAGCCACACUCAGAGUUUUAUAUACGCCUGGACACACUGAUGAUCAUAUGGCUUUACAUCUAGAAGAAGAAAAUGCUGUAUUUUCUGGUGACUGCAUUUUAGGGGAAGGAACAACAGUAAUUGAAGACCUGCAUGACUACAUGAAAACUUUGGAGAGGUUGUUACAAAUGAAAAUAGAUUUAAUAUAUCCUGGUCAUGGCCCAGUAGUACGUGAUGCAAAUACUAGAAUACAGGGCUACAUUUCUCACCGAAUUGCACGUGAACAGCAAAUUCUGAAUGUUUUUCAGAAGAAUGUUGGAAAAUCAUAUACAUCCUCAGAACUUGUAAAGAUAGUAUACAAGGAGAUCCCUGAAAAUUUACUUCGAGCAGCAGAAAGUAACCUCCUAGUGCACUUGAAGAAGUUGGAGAAAGAAGAAAAAUACGUGAGGACUCUCCCAGCCUCAGGUGGAAAAACAAUUUAUAAGUCACACAAGACUGCUCAAGAAUAUUUUAAACCUGCACAGUUGCUGCAUGAAAAAAUCAAAUGGUGUCUGGAAAGAAACCUAGUAAACACAGACCAGCAACCCUCUGGCAACCCACUGAUGGCUGAUGAUCUCUGGUGUUUUAGAUCAUCUUGCUUUGCCUAAGGAGCCAGAAGAACCAUCAUGUGGCUGAAGAGGGAACUCCAAUAAACAGGUUUGGAAACUGUCCAGAUGAGGUUGCCUUGUUUUCCGUUCAGUAUAGCAGCUUCUAGUGUAACAUCAGGCCAAACACAAAACCAGGUUGAAAACGAGACUCUGUGCUUGUGUGAGAGGAGUCCUAGCCAGGCACUUAAAUGAAGUACUUGCUGAUUAUAGCUUGGGGAAAGGAUGUCUUGUCCCAGUUCAGUCCUGUCUGCUGUAUUCUGUGGAGAUGAGGUGACCUGAUUUCUUUUAAGGCUGAGGUGGGACAUAGAUGCAAGACUAUACUACAAAAGAGAUUAUAAUUUUUAUCCCAUCCCAAUAUACUUCACAGGUGAGAUAUGUUACAUCCAUGACUAUAUGGUAUGCAAUCGGGAUGUGCUUUUACAGUGUUAUUGCUGAAAUGUUGGGGUUUUUUUUAUUUUAAGGUUACAAAAUAACUGCUGUGGCCAGGUGUCCUAGUUUAGCCCCAGGCAGCCACUAAGCUGCACACAGCCACUCACUCACUCCCCCUGUGUUGGGAUGGAGAGAAGUGAGGAGUGAAAGCGAGAAAACUUGUGGGUUGAGAUAAAGACAGUUCAACAGGUAAAGCAAAAGCCGUGAACACAAGCAAAGAAAACAAGGAACUCAUUCACUACUUCCCAUCAGAGGCAGGCAUUCAGCCUCUCCAGGAAAUCAAGGCUCCAUCACACAUAAUGGUUACUUGGGAGUACACACACCAUGCUUCCAAACACUCCCCCUUUCUCCAUCUUUCCCCAGCUUUAUGUGCUGAGCAUGACACCAUAUGGUGUCAUAUGGUAUGGGAUAUCCCUUGGGUCAGCCAGGUGUCCCAGCUGUGUCCCCUCACAACUCCUUGUGCAUCCCAAGCCUACUUACUGGUGGGGUGGUGUGAGGCACAGAAAAGGCCUUGGCUCUGUGUAAGCACUGCUCAGCAGUAACCGUGUUAUCAACAGUUUUCAGCACAAAUCCAAAACCUAGCCCCACACCAGCUACUAUUAAGAAAAUUAACUCUACCCCAGGUAAAACCAGCAUACCAAACAAUGAUCUAGGACACAAAGCAUCUUUGGACUUGGACAUGAAUGCUAGUCCUGCUUAAAUCUUUAUUUUAUAUUGAAAAAAAAAAAAACUUCCAGCUGUGAUGGGGAAAAUUUCUGUGGCCUUCUCUGUAUUUUUAAAUACAGGACAUCUCUAGA
Messenger RNA from Melopsittacus undulatus (budgerigar), 2329 nucleotides. It is a transcript of the gene LACTB2, whose product is annotated as lactamase beta 2. NCBI's taxonomy places the organism in Eukaryota, Metazoa, Chordata, Aves, Psittaciformes, Psittaculidae. The transcript is spliced from 8 exons. Gene Ontology annotation, cellular component: mitochondrial matrix. The record is from RefSeq and is a predicted model, not a curated record. Bases 81 to 1103 code for a protein of 340 amino acids. Gene Ontology annotation, molecular function: RNA endonuclease activity; single-stranded RNA binding.